CAUUUGCACUCGUCAGAUUCCGCGAACUAUUUUGUGAUUACUUAUUUAUGCUCAUAGCGAAUCGAGUUUCGUUGCAUUCUGAAAGUUUCAUUAUCAUUAUUACUCCUUAUAGUAUGGAUAGCAAGCCAGAGUCAAGGAAUGGCCUGUCUGCUUCCGGUAAGCCACUGGUGACACAAACCACGUCGGCUGCUGUCCCAAACACCCAAGUCUUCCAUUUCGGAGAUUGGAUCAUAACAAUCACGAAAGCUCCAAUUAUGAGCUCCCAGUGUCUGUGCGCAAAGGAAAGCUCCAUUGCCAGCAUUGCGAGCCAUCAAAGUGGGAACUGCGUUCCCGGUAGCGGUGGCAGAUGCGUCUUUUGUAGGAAUGAAGCGCGCUUUACGCUGAAAUAUCUUCCCGAUAUGGUCUUUGUGGAGAACUCUUUGCGUAUCGAGAAUGCCAAAACGCAGUCAGGAAUUGAAUUUAACGCUGUGGAUGCUGUGAAUUCAAUCGGAGAGCAGCCUUCGGGUGAUAUUCAGGUGGCGUCCGCUAGUGUAUGGCAGGAAUCCAGGACCGAAGCUCUCAAAACGUACGGGUCGAAGACGGUGCAGUACGAUUGGACAUACACGCCCGAUUACCGAGGAAGCGUAUUUGGCACCAUGCAUUCCCAGCCAACUGUGGAGGAGUUGGAUCUGGAGCUACUAAAACGCAGAGAUGCUGUUUUGCUGUUUGAUGAAAUUCAACUUUAUGGGGAUGAAUUAGAUGAUAAUGGAUGUUCAGAAAUGGAUUUGAAAAUCCGGAUUGUUGACUCGUAUGUGUUUGUCCUGAUGCGAUUUUAUUUACGGGUUGACCACGUGUUCGUACGUCUUUACGACACGCGGUUACUGCUAAAGAAAGGCGAGAAUUUCAUGCUCCGAGAAUAUGCCGUACGAGAAAGUAAAAUACCUGACCUUCCGAAAUCGGUUUCGCCUAUGGAUCCCAUGCAGAUUUGGUCUGCUUUAAGUCCGUUAAAAACUUUCAUGAAAAGCUGAGUUAAGGAUUACACUAAACUUAAUGUUUUUUUAGUUCCUCUUCCACUGAUAUUUUCUUGAUUAAAUUGUCACUGUUUAGGAUGUUUAAACUGUUUUAUUUUAGCAACAUGGUUGUAAAAAUUAUACUCAACAUUCGUAUGUCCGUAAAAUGGCAUUAAAAAGUUCUAUAUCACAAAUGCUAAAAUCUUUGACAACUCUCUGUAUAAACCGGGGAACGUAAAAUCCUUAUAACAAACAACAUAAUGAAACCAACAAGGCAACAUGGCGAUAAGGUAGAAAAACUGUGGUAAAGGAAUGCUAUUCCACGCGCAAUGGCGGAAAGUCGGUUUUCCGGACUACUGUCUGAUUACAGUAGCGCUCGUGACAGACUGGAAUGAGCGUGGGAUAUUCUUCGUUUUUGUGUUUAAUCCAUUCUUUUCCCGCGAAAGAAUAGCACUGCGGUGCUUGACAGUGGAAUGCAGAAAA
This is a messenger RNA of Paramacrobiotus metropolitanus, 1472 nucleotides long. RefSeq names its product TIP41-like protein. Lineage: Eukaryota; Metazoa; Tardigrada; Eutardigrada; Parachela; Macrobiotidae. Bases 48 to 1007 code for a protein of 319 amino acids. Gene Ontology annotation, biological process: TOR signaling. Gene Ontology annotation, cellular component: cytosol. The transcript is spliced from 7 exons. The record is from RefSeq and is a predicted model, not a curated record.